This is a messenger RNA of Callorhinus ursinus (northern fur seal), 8491 nucleotides long. Lineage: Eukaryota; Metazoa; Chordata; Mammalia; Carnivora; Otariidae. The record is from RefSeq and is a predicted model, not a curated record.
UAGGAGGGCACUGUGGCCUGCCCUCCGGUGUGAUGGGAGUGGGGGCCGCCGGCCUCUGUGUGAGGCCCACACAACAGGUGCAUUAUGGCCUGCUGGAGGGGAGGGAGGCCUGGACUGGAACUGAGGGCUCCUGGCCCUGCCGCUUCCUCCCUGGCACUGGCCCUGAGUGGAGCCUCCAUUCCUCAUCUGCAAAAUGGGGCUAGAUCCUUGCCCUGCCUGUCUUCCAACAAGGACAUAAAUGGCACAUGGAAGAUGUACCUGGAAGGUAGCUCCAGUCUGGGGGCUCUGCCUGUGCCCGCCCCUGCGGAGCCCCUCAUCGGGGCCUGGCCAGUAACAAUAGCAGCAAACUCUUACUGUGCACGUAUAGUGUACCAGACGCUGUUCUCCGUGCUUUUAUAUAUGCUCGUUCAUUUACUCUUUGCAACACCCCGUGGAAGGAGGUGUUCGAAUGAUCUUCCUUUUUCCAACGAGACAGCUGAGGCCCAGAGAAGUAAGUCAUUUGCCCAAAGCCACUUUGCUGAUAAGAGGGAAAGCUCUAGAUCCUGUGCUCUUACGGGCCGUUCUCUGCUGCCUUUCUGAACGAAGCUUUCUGCGGGCCUCUCUGUGCACGCCCCCCCCACACCUCUCCCCCGUUUCUGCAGAACCUAGCACCUGUACCAGUCCAUCUCAGAAGACCAGCGUGCUUUGACAAUGACGCAGGGAGUCCCAGCCUAGGCAGUGAGGACCUACAAUUGGGUGCUGGGUGCUGGCCGCGGGGGUACCCAGUGUUGAUGAGCCAGGCACAGGAGAGAUUGUCCUUGGCCUUUGGGUAGGGGAGGGCCAAGAGGGAGGUGGCAUUUGAGUUACAUUUUGGAGGGCUUUGGGCAAGAGGUUGGGAGAGACUGUGUCUCUGGCGGGAGAGAUGGCACAGGCAAAGACAGGGGGGCCAGGGGGCCGGCGGGGGCACGCUGAGGUGGGAGAGCCCCCUGGGUGCCUGAAGGCAGUCUAAUGCAAGGCAGGAUUGGAAAGGAAGAUUGGAACCGGACCCUUGGAUGGAUGGCUGAGCCAUCUGAAUUUUAUUCCCGAGUGAGCGGGGGCCAGUGAAGCUUUCCGAGCCCAGGACCAAUGCAGCCUGAGCCGGCUGGGGACAGGGCCCCUCAAGGAGAGGGGGACAAGGACACCGGGAGGUAGGCCUGGAGGGAAGGGAAUAACCCUGGGCCAGGCAAGUGUUAACAAGGGCCUGAGCUAGUUCGGGGGCCAGAGGCGGGUUGAAGGGAAGCAUUCCGGAGCCAUUCCCAAGCCGGGCCGCAGAUCCGACCCUGCCUGGUGAGGGCUGGACGCGGGGCGCGAAGGAGAGGGCGGCGUCAGAUGGGACACAGUUAGGGCUUAGCACGUGAGACCUCAUGUGGUGAUUUCUGUGACCCACUGGCCGCCCACAGGCCCCUUCAGGGCAGGAUUCCGAGGUCUGGCAGAGGGGAAAGAUUUUGCAUCUGGGUUCACACAAGCCCGGUUCUGCAUUUUAACUCUGGUGCUCACAUGCCGAGUGACCUUGAGCAGGGUAAAUCCCUCUCCGGGUCUCAGUUUUCACAUCUGUAAAAUGGGGAUGAUACAAAUUCCAGCCUUGGGUGGCUGUUCGGAGGGAAUCAUGCGGUGAGACAAUCCACGCAAAACCCUGGGAGUGUAUCAGGCAAAGCAUGAGUGUGCCGGCCAUGGUCACGUCAUCCUCCUCAUGCCCAGCUGCUGGCCGGCUCAGUCCACCACUGAGGCUGGCUUCCUUCCUGAGGGCGGACAGACCCCGGGACGACUUUUUGAAGGAGGCAGAUCCAUUCACUCCCCAAAAUAUUUUGGAACUCUCUCAUUAUGUACCGACCGGCACCGGUCUAAGCAAUGGUGAUAGCCGUGAGCAAAGCAGUGAACACCGCCCCCCCCCGGAGCUGACGUUCUAGAGAGCCAUGAACAGUGUGCGGUGCUGAGUGCCAGGGAGGAAGACAGGGAGAGGGCUAGGAAGUGUAGGGAGGAGGGGGCGGCCAGGAAGGCCUCCAGGAGAAGGGGACCUGAGGCCAGGCUUCAAGGAGGUGGGGUGGCAAGGCGUGGGACUGUCUGAGGAAGACCAUUUCGGGCAGAGGGAACAGUGGGAGGUGCUCGGAGCCGCCCCUCGGUCACACCUCUCAGAUCACGUAGCCAGUCAAGAGUGGGGAAACCACGAAAACAAAUAAAAAACUACAAACCACAGAGCCACCAAACUGCCCUGAAGCCUGAUUUCUGCCUCCUCUUCUCUACCACUGCCCCCCACUACUUUUUGGGACUGAGUUCUGAGAUAAUAAUAAGAGCGAUAGCGUUUAUGGAGCACUUACCAAGUACCAAGUACUCUACUCGGUACUGCCACGUCACGAGCUCGUUUAAUCUCUACAGACAAGCCUCUGAAGGGGGAACGACUCAUUAUCCCCACCUUACAGACAAAGAGCCUGAGAUACAGAGAGGUUAGGGAACUCGCCCAGGGUCACAUAACUCCUGUGUUUCUCCUGUAAAACCCUGUAGGGUAGUCGCCCCUGAUGGGCAGUUGAACUCCGGGGAGCUGGGUCCAAACCCCGGCUUGGUUAGCAGCGAGCCAGGGGGGCGGAUCGCCCCACCACUGCAUCCUCUCCUCUUUCAGAUUGGGCCAAAGGGACUUGAGAGUGAUCCAAGAGGCUUCCCUGGACCUAUGGGACUAAGCUACGCCGCCGUGUUGUGUGGAGAAGGAAGAGGCCCCGCAGAAGGGACUCGUUGAGCCACCCCCGCUCUGCUCCAUGUUGGCGGUGCCCUCAGGCUGGCGCCAUGCCCCCCCCAGCAGAGGUGACGGACCCGUCCCAUGCCCCCGCCGUCCUGCGCCAGCUCAAUGAGCAGCGGCUCCGCGGCCUCUUCUGUGAUGUCACUCUCAUAGCUGGAGACACCAAGUUCCCUGCUCACCGCAGUGUCCUGGCUGCUUCCAGUCCCUUCUUCAGAGAGGCCCUGCUUGCUUCAGCUCCGCUGCCCCUCCCACCAGUUACUGGGGGCCCUGCCCCCAACCCCGCCGCCACCACAACUGCCUCCUCCUCUUCCUCCUCCUCCUCCUCUUCCUCCUCCUCCUCCUCUUCUUCCUCUUCCUCUUCUUCCUCUUCCUCCUCUUCCCCCCCUCCGGCCUCACCCCCCACUUCCUCCCCACCCCGGGUCCUGGAGCUGCCAGGGGUCCCGGCAGCUGCCUUCUCGGAUGUCCUCAACUUCAUCUACAGUGCCCGGCUUGCCCUACCCGGCGGCGGAGGGGACGGGGCAGCGGUGGCGGAGAUCGGAGCUCUGGGGCGGCGUCUGGGCAUCUCACGCCUGCAGGGCCUGGGGGAGGGAGGCGAUGCCUGGGUACCUCCUGCGCCAGCCGCCAUGGCCGCCUCGCAGCCCGCAGACGAGGGCUUCGGGCCUGGGCCGAGGCCCGCCGCGGAGUGGGAGGGCGACAGGGCUGAGGCCCAGGCCUCUGACUCGCAGGCCCCCCUGCCCCGGCGGCCGCUGCCCUGCCCGCGAUGCGGGAAGAGCUUCAUCCAUCCCAAGCGGCUGCAGACCCACGAGGCACAGUGCCGACGGGGGGCCGGCACUCGGGGGUCUGCGGGGCUGGGCUCCGGGGGCUCGGGCCCCAGCGGGCCUGCGGGCGUGGACGCCUCCGCCCUGCCCGCGCCGGUGGGCUUCCGAGGCGGCCCCGAGCACGUGGUGAAGGUGGUGGGCGGCCAUGUGCUGUACGUGUGCGCCGCCUGUGAGCGCUCCUACGUGACCCUGUCCAGCCUGAAGCGGCACAGCAACGUGCACUCCUGGCGGAGGAAGUACCCCUGCCGGUACUGUGAGAAGGUGUUCGCGCUGGCGGAGUACCGGACCAAGCACGAGGUGUGGCACACUGGGGAGCGCAGGUACCAGUGCAUCUUCUGCUGGGAGACCUUUGUCACUUAUUAUAACCUGAAGACCCACCAGCGAGCCUUCCAUGGCAUUAGCCCCGGCCUCUUAGCCAGUGAGAAGACACCCAAUGGAGGCUACAAGCCCAAGCUCAAUACCCUCAAGCUGUACCGCCUGCUCCCCAUGCGGGCAGCCAAGCGGCCCUAUAAGACCUACAGCCAGGGAGCCCCCGAGGCCCCCCUCUCUCCAAGCCUCAACACACCGGCCCCCGUAGCCAUGCCUGCCAGCCCGCCGCCCGGACCCCCACCCGCCCCCCAGCCCGGCCCCCCACCCUCUGUCAUUGCUUUCGCCCGCCCCGCUCCCUCUGUCAUUGUUCACGGGGGCGGUAGCAGUGGUGGAGCAGGGGGUGGGCCGGCCAACACGGGGGGAGCCCAAGCUGCCUCGGUCAUCACUUACACUGCUCCCCCGAGGCCCCCCAAGAAACGUGAGUACCCACCGCCUCCCCCUCAGCCUGCAGCCACGCCAGCCAGCCCGGCCACGGCGGGCAGCCCGGCCACCGCCGCGGGGCCGGCCGCAGCCACGGAGGAGGCCAAGGGCCGGAACCCACGGGCUGGAAGGACUCUGACCUACACGGCCAAGCCAGCCGGCGGGAUUGGCGCGGGUGGGGGUCCCCCUGCGGGGCCCGGCCGGGGCCCCUCUCAGCUACAGGCUCCACCUCCACUGUGUCAGAUCACGGUGCGGAUCGGCGAGGAGGCCAUUGUCAAGCGCCGCAUCUCAGAGACUGACCUGCGUCCCGGGGAGCUGAGCGGAGAGGAGGCGGAGGAGAGCGACGACGACGACGACGACGACGACGACGACGACGAGGACGCGGACGAGGACGGGGACGAGGACGAGGAGGGGUCGCGGGCUGGCGCGGAGGACCAGCUCUGGCGGCCCUACUACUCCUACAAGCCCAAGCGCAAGGCCGGGGCGGCGGGCGCGGGCGGCAGCGGGGGCGGCGCGCUGCCCCGGGGCCGCCGGCCGCCCCGCUGGAGACAGAAGCCGGAGCGCAGGGGCUGGGAGGACACGCCGGCGGCCGAGGGCCCCGCGGGGCGCGCCCGGGCCGAGCGGAGGCACCGCUGCGCGGAUUGCGCCCAGACCUUCGCCAGCCUGAGGAAGCUGCGCAAGCACCAGGAGGCGCACGGCGGCGGCGCGCACGGCUCCCGCGCCGGCCGCAGGCCCUCGGGCCGCUUCGCCUGCCCCCACUGCGCCAAGGUGUGCAAGACGGCGGCCGCCCUGAGCCGCCACGGCCAGAGGCACGCGGCCGAGCGGCCCGGGGGCACCCCCACGCCGGUCAUCGCCUACUCCAAGGGCAGCGCCGGCACCAGAGCCGGGGAGGUCAAGGAGGAGGCCCCCCAAGAGAUGCAAGUCUCCUCGUCCAGCGGCGAGGCAGGCGGCGGGAGCGCUGCUGCUGCUGCGGAGGGAGCGUCCGAGACCGCCUCUCUCCAGGACCCUGUCAUCUCAGGGGGUGAGGAGCCCCCGCUGGUGGCAGGAGGGGGCACCUAUGCAUAUCCGCCUGUGCAGGAAUUUCCACUGGCUCUGAUUGGGAGCGGCAGGGAACCUAGUGGUGGGAGGGGGAAAAGUGGCAGCGAGGGGCCGGUGGGGGCUGGGGAGGGGGACCGCGCGGAGGGGUUGGGGGCUGCCAAAGUCACCUUCUACCCAGAGCCCUACCCGCUCGUCUAUGGCCCCCAGCUCCUUGCCGCUUACCCUUACAACUUCAGCAACCUGGCCGCUCUCCCGGUUGCUCUUAACAUGGUCCUACCUGAUGAGAAGGGUGGGGGGGCCCUUCCCUUCCUUCCAGGGGUUUUUGGCUACGCAGUCAAUCCUCAAGCAGCACCCUCUACUCCCCCAACCCCGCCUCCGCCCACUCUUCCUCCACCAGUCCCCCCUAAGGGGGAAGGGGAAAGGGCAGGGCUUGAGAGAACCCAGAAGGGAGAUGUGGGGUGAGCUCUGGGCCCACCUCCCCCCUUUCACCAGAUGCCACCCUCCCCGAACCCCCUGCCACUACCAGCUCCCUGGCUUCCCUGCCCCUUGGGAGCCCCUCCACACUCUUGUGCAGGGACUUGGGGGCCCCUGGAGCUCAGGGGUCAGGCUGCUUUGUGUGAGAUUGUAGUUUUCCCAUCUCCUGGGAAGGGAUCUUGGGUGGUUCCCCUCUCAGUUCUCCUCCAGGGAAUGGCCUCCAUGAGGGGCAGGGCCAGCUCCCAUCCUUUCUCCAGCCCUUGGGGCAACUGAGCAAUAUACUUAUAUGAAUCUCUACUCACGGCCCCCACCAGCUCUGAAUGUCUAACCUACCCUCCUGAUUCGUAAACCCCCGGGGGGGGGGAAACCAUCUCUCUCGCCUAGUGACCUCCCCUCAUUCUGAAGCUUUCUCUAAGCCCCUGCCUAGAUGCUUCCUAGCACAUUCCAUUCUUCGUGGCCCAGGGCCUGGACCAGACCAUUGUGAUACCUGACACCCGCCCAUCUGGAAGCAUGGCUUCCAUUCUUCCCAGGGGUGGGUUUCUGCGUCCCUGUCUCCUUGGCUUCCAUGCCUUUAGAUCUUCCAUAUUCCUCCUCACUCUCCUAGACUCUGGAGGUGGCCUCUUCCAGUCCAGGUCAAGGAGGUGUUGGGGGGAGGGCUACCCAUCUGUUCCACGGCUGAGCACUUUCCCAGCCCAGGGCAGCACUAAUCUUGGCCCUAUCUUGACCCCCAAAUCCAGUGAGCCCCAGAUUCUUCCAAGGCAAAGAGGUGAGUAGAUCACACCUCUUCCUGCCUCUACCUAUGGCCUCUUCUGGGCUAAAUCAGAUUUGGGGGCCAGGAGGAGGGAGCUCCAUAUGGGACGGGGAAGGGAAUCUACUUUCUCCCUGGUUUUGUUUUGUUUUGUUCUUUUCCUGAUGGUUUCUCCCAAACUAGACCAAAUAGCCAGAAAAGUGAUGGGGGUUGGAUGGGUGGGUAAGCCCAAGAUUUGCACAUGACCUCCCAUCCUUACCUUUACCUCCAUUUUCCCCAGUUUCGCCUCCCUCACCAUCCACUCCAGGUGGUUUUUGGGGAACCAUCCUACUCUCUCGGUGGGCUUUGGGGUAUCCCCACCAACUUUUCCUCCAGAAUAGCACCUUACACCCCAUCUUUGACUCAGUUCCCCACACCCAAAGAUCCCAGCCUAGGGAUGGGGUGCAGGGACCUUAAACAGUCCCUAAUCCCUAAUUUGCACUAGUUAACCCUGGUCAGGGGUCCGUACGUUUCCUUCCAGUGGGGGAGUUGAAGAAAUGUUUGCUCCUAAUUCUCUCUGACGACCGGGCGUCCCCACUCUGUGAUCGGAUGAACAUUUCCCAUCCCACCCACCUCCCCCCUCCCAAAAAAAAAAAAAAAAAACCACAAAACAAAAAACAGCUCACAAGGGGAGAGUCAGGUUGGGGGAGCAAAUCUGAUAAAUGGGAAUUAGAGGAGUGCAGUUUAAAAGGGGGAAAUGCUGCCACCAUUGAGAUGGGAGCUUAAUCCCAGCUACUGUUUUCCGGGGCCAAGAUGGCUGCCCUGUCUCGUGGCUGAAAGGGCAAGAUCAUGGCUUUUGGAGGGAGGUGAGCUUGGGGGAAGGACCAGGAGCAUCCUCCUGCCACCCCUUACCCUCCUAGUCUACAGGAAGGGGGAGGUUUUUGACAGGCUCCUGAAUGUUAACCACGGAGGAGUGUCAUUCCUUCUCUCCUCCUCUGUCUCUUUGCACUUUUCCUGGUCUUGGCCACAGUCCGAGUGAAGAGUUCCUACUGAAUGUACCAAGUUCCAAUUUUUAAGGGGGUAAAAUGCUUAAAACGGGAAAUGCAAAAAAAAAAAAAAAAAAAUCACUAAAAAAUUCCCACAAAUCUCGUUUCUGGCACUUUAGAAAAACUGCGAAAAAAGAACAUAAUAAAGAAUACAUAUAUAUAUAUCUACACACAAAUUUUAUAUACACACACACACACACACACAUAUAUAUAUAUACACACACAUACACACACACACACAGCGGAACCACAAGGGAGACAGAAGCCUUGGAGGCAGGGGGGCAGACGUGAUGACAGCUCUCCCAUAUCCUUAACCUGCACUCCUCUGAGGCAGAAAGGCACAGGUAACGGAAGGAGUUGAGGAUGGACCGGGGGAUUUGAAUUUCAGAACAGGUCAAAAUUCCAAAACCACGGACAUUUUCGGGAGAACUGAGAUUGUAGACACUUAUUUUUUUGGAAAAUAUGAUUUAGGAAACUAGCUUCCAGAAUCUGGUGGUUCUGGGCAACAAAUGAGAUCGUGGCAAAUUGGAGAUUAAAAUACGUGUAUCCGAGCUGGGGAACUUGAAUAUUGUGACUUUCAGAUGUUGGAAAUUUGGGAUUUUGCAAUUCCGUCUUUUGAAAAUUAUUCAAGUCUUGUCAGUUUGUGCCCUCUCUCCCCGUUCCCUGGGGAGAAGGGUGAUGGUGGAGUGGAAAGGCCACUGGUUCUGUGCCACAGCACGCAAGGUUUAGAAUCCUACAGACUGUAGCUCUAUACGUAGUGAGGACCCAGAUUUAGAGAAACUGACCAAUAUUUAUCUCCGCAUCUGUGUGUGUGUCCAACUCUCUAGGCCAAUAAACCAACAAGACAAACAAA